Molecule: messenger RNA, 288 nt
Organism: Anisakis simplex (herring worm)
Lineage: Eukaryota; Metazoa; Nematoda; Chromadorea; Rhabditida; Anisakidae
Source: the annotation of a GenBank genome assembly
AUAGAUCUGAAUCAACUCUACGUUGGACGUGAAUACGCUCGUGACUUGUCACCGAGCGAGAUCAAACAGCUGAAGGAAUUCGAUACUAAAAUGAGUGCCUACCAAAAAUACGUUUCGGAGAGCAUUCAUCAGCAAGUGCAGAGUUUAUUCGGUGGAAUGAAUUCGGACCUGUGGAGUCUUUUGGGUGACCCGGCGCCAGCCACCACUGAAAUUCCUAGCGAUUCUACCACAGCGUUGGCACCUGUCGAGGCACCUGAGGCUCCAUCGUUCUGCGUAGCUAUUUAUUAA